Molecule: messenger RNA, 8452 nt
Organism: Zonotrichia leucophrys gambelii
Lineage: Eukaryota; Metazoa; Chordata; Aves; Passeriformes; Passerellidae
Gene: NCAPG2
Product: non-SMC condensin II complex subunit G2
Exons: 28
Coding region: 296-3739 (1147 amino acids)
Biological process (GO): mitotic sister chromatid segregation
Cellular component (GO): condensin complex; nucleus
Source: RefSeq, a predicted model, not a curated record
GGGCGGGGGCUGGCGGUGUCCCGGAGCGUCCCCGAGUGUUCCCAGGUGCCUCGAGCUGCCCAUCGGUGUCACCUCCGAGCGGCUCCCGGGGUCCGUGUCUCCUCCAGCGGUGCUGCCGUGCGCUGCGGGCUCUUCUACGCCCGUGUCUACCGGCUUCGCUUCGCUCCCCUGAGGCGGUGCCGCGGUGUUGGAAGCGCGUCCCGCGUGUCCAUGAGGCUGCGGCCGCUCUGAGGCUCCCGCGGGUCCGUGAGGCUGCGGCCGCUCUGAGGGAGCCCGAGGAGGGAAGAAUUCCAGGAUGAAGCGCGAAGCAUUUCUGCAAGUUGUGUCUAAAGAGUCAAUUGAAGACUUCCUGCGUUACACUCAGAGCCCUAAAAAUACAUGUGAUCAUUUUGACUUGAAUGAGCUACUUCAAGAAUUGCCAAGGAAGCAGAAAGAAGUGCUAUGGCAGAGACUGACACAGCUGCUGACAGAGAGCUUGAUGGAGAACCCUGUGGAAACAUGGCACAGGACUGGAGAUGAUGAGAAUGAUGAUGACAUGGAAGUUGAGAUAGUUCCAGAAAUGAAACAGACUGUAGCAGUGAUCCAAGGAGUGGCAGCUGUUGUUAUUGCUUCCAUACCUGCCGUGGAUGAAAAUGUAAACUACAAAGCUCUUGCAGAAUGUGUGUUUAUCCUAAACGGUAUCCUUCCUGCAUUAUCUACAUCUGAAAAAAACCUACAGGACGCUAUCCAACGUGUGUGUGAAAUGUGGUGGGAGAAGGGACUGGAGGGGAAGGAGCAGCUGGGGAAGAUUCUGUUUGUCAUUCUGCUGAGGAAAAGCCUGAAUAAAGCUGCUGUGGGUGCAGAUAUAGUUCGUGUAUGGAAUCUACAUCAGGCAUUACUUUGUUUUGAUUAUGAUUCAGAUGAGAGUAAUGAAGUCAAAGACUUGUUGCUUCAGUGUUUUAUGAGUGUAAAACACAUUAAGAAAGAAGAGGGAAGAAGACUCUUGAGUUUUUUGUUCACCUGGAAUGUAAACUUCAUUAAAAUGAUACAUGGAACUGUUAAAAACCAAUUACAGUUCUUUCCAAGAUCCUUGGUGGAAUGCAUUUCAGAAGUUUACUUCAGGGCCUGGAAGAAGAUGUCAGGAGAAUUCACAGAGGUACUUGAAUAUAACUGCAUUCAGGAUUUCAUGCAUCAUGGAAUUCAUCUUCCCAGAAGUUCUUCUGUUCAUUCCAAAGUUAGAGAGAUGCUGAGUUAUUUUCAUAGACAAAGUAAAGUCCGUCAAGGAGUUGAAGAAAUGCUCUAUAGAUUGUAUCAGCCCAUCCUCUGGAGAGCACUAAAGGCCAGAAACUCAGAAGUUCGAGCAAAUGCAGCGUUUUUGUUUGUGGAUGCUUUUCCUGUUCGUGAUCCCAGUUUUACUGCUGAAGAGAUGGACAAUGAAAUUCAGAAACAGUUUGAAGAACUUUUUAGUCUCUUAGAAGAUCCCAAUCCAGUUGUUCGCUCUACAGGGAUACUGGGAGUUACUCAGAUCAUAUCCAAGUACUGGGAGAUGAUUCCUCCAACAAUUCUUGCUGACCUUUUAAAAAAGAUAACUGGAGAUCUGGCCUGUGAUAUAACAUCUGCUGAUGUUCGGUGCUCUGUUUUUAAAUGCCUACCAAUAAUUUUGGACAAUAAAUUAAGUCACCCACUCCUGGAGCAGCUCCUGCCUGCAACCAGACACAGUCUGCAUGAUAAUUCUGAGAAGGUGCGAGUGGCUUUUGUGGAAAUGCUGCUCAAAGUGAAGGCUACCAAGGCUGCCAAGUUCUGGAAUAUCUGUCCCAUGGAGCACCUGCUGUCCCGGCUGGAGGCGGACUCUCGGCCGGUGUCGCGGCGCAUCGUCAACCUCCUGCUCAACUCCUUCUUCCCCAGCGCCCAGCCCGAGGAUGUGUGGUGUGAGCGCUGUGUCACCCUCAUCCAGAUGAAUCCUGCAGCAGCCAGGAAGUUCUAUCAGUAUGCCUAUGAAUUCACUGCCCCCACCAAUAUAGCUAAAUUGAUGCUCACCAUUCGGCGCUGCUUGAAUGCCUGCAUCCAGAGAGCAAUGAAAGCCAGUCUUAAUGAUAGUGGGGAUGAGGAUGAUGAUGAAGAUGGAAGUGAAAAGGAGAACACCAGUGUGUUGGAUAAUGUGUUGUCAGUAAAUGAUGUGGCCAGCAUGGCAAGUUUGUUGGAGAUCACUGUAAUACUCUGGAGAAGCAUCCACAAGGCACUAGAUCAUAAUGAGGAUGCCAAAGAAUAUGCUAUCAAGAAGUUUGCUUCUGUACUUCCUGAAUAUUUUAAAGUAUUUCAGGACGAGCGGUGCAUGGCUCCACUGAUUAUUCUGGCAUCCUUUAUGCCUCCUGCUGCUAUUCCUACAUUCAGCUGUGGUGUGGUUUCCAGACUCAGAAAUACUGACAGUGGAGCUGACCAAAGCAAAUAUUCCAUCCUGAUCGACUGCCUGUGCCGCUGGGGUCAAGUGGGGCACGUUUUGGAAUUAGCCUGCGAUUGGCUCUCUGACUCACUCACCCCAACAAAGAAUGCUAAAACAUCUGGGCGUCGAGUACGGAUCCAUGUAACACAAGAAUCAAAGCCAGACCUAGCAAUUGAUUACAUUGAGUAUUUAUUGACUCAUCCUGUCAAUUGUGGGUGCCUACUUUCUGUUCCUAAAAAUAAACUGAAGAAGCUUUUGAAAAUCCUCGGUGCUGCAAAGAAGUUUCUUGGCUCAGUUCUGGAAGGAACAGAUUCUGGUGGCUGGAAUCAAGCAACCAGCCUAAGAGCCUUCAGCCUCUUCUGCAGAUUGACUGUUCAUCUUCAUCACAAGUUUUCUGAAGAAGGAGAAGAUCACCUUUCACUUCUGAAGGAGACAGGUGCUUGGAUAGAAAGUCAAGUUAUACCUUUUAUACUAGCAAGUGAUCAAGAGGAUGGUAUUUCAAAACACAGUGAUGUUUCUGAAUUCAUUAUCCAGGACUACCUGACAGUGUGUAAAGAUGUCAUAAUGGUGGGCCUGGGAAAUGUCACAUUUCAAGCACACCUGUUAGAAAUGGCUCUUCAGGUUAUGCAAACAGAGAGAGGUGGCUUUUGUGCUCCAGUGUCACUGUGUGCUCUAAAAGAAAUUAUUGAAGCUUCUUUAAAUCAGAAUACUGAGGCAGAGGAAGUGACAAAUCUUUUCCACACUCUACAAAAUGUCUUCCAGAAAAUUUUAGAAUGUGUGGCACACAGACUUAAGAAAGAACAGGAAAAAGGAAUUCAGUUGAUUCACUCUAUUCAGAUGCCUCUUGGAGAAUUCCUCCAUGCACUGCAGUGCUGGCAUUCCACAUUCCCAGCAGUUCACCAGGGUGUUCUCUCCACUCUCCUGGCUGCAAUAGUAGCAGAGAUAAAUUGUGUGCUACAGAAGGCUUCCAGUGAAAAUGACUUGACUAUGCCAAAGACUAUUUCAGACCUUCCCCCUCUUUCAAGCAGUUUAAUGGCUGUAAUUAUGAAGUCAGCUAGUGUUGUCAGGUCAAUUUUAAAUGAAUUAAUGGAGUGCAUUCUCUCGGAAGAAAUUGAAGGGAUUUUUAGUCUAACAGCUACUGUCUGCAUUGUGAUUAUAAUUAAAGGUAAGCACAAAACUUCACUUCUAAAGGAUAUUGCACCUGCCAUUCAAAGGAAGCUGAUAAUGUGCAAGGAUGCUGCCACAGGAGAAUCCAGAGGCACUGAAAGAUUCCUGUGUGAAUCAUCUCUGAAAAUUUUGGAUGAGUUUUUGAAUCCUUGACCACGCAGAAGCUUUUGUCAUGAAAAUUGAGGGAAGGUGUAUUGCUUUGUAAAAAACUUACCUUGUAAACUUGUGAAUUGCUUAAAACUGUUUUCUGUUAUUCUGUACAUUUAAAGCAAGCAAAAUGUAUAAAAGUGUGUAUAGAAAUUAUGUAAUAGUAAAGAUUUUAACAGCUGCAAAAGGGUUGUUCUGUAUAAAAAUGUCUUCUUGGUGGGAGUGUAAAAUCAGUAUUUUUGUAUCUUUGUUUUUGUGAAAGAAAUAAUAAUUGUAUCAUAGAUACUCUUGAGGCUGAGGUUGCAUGUAACCUCAGUUCCUGGGAGGACUACAGCGUAUUCCUAGGGGUUAUGGAAAUGAAUCUUACUUUGAGAUGUGUGAGGGUCAAAAUGCUGAUUUGUAAUAGUCAUCAUGGCUUUAUCAGGGGCAAACUCUGCUUUACCAGCCUGACUUCCCUCCCUUUUGGAGAAGAGGAGAGAGCACAGCAUGUCCUGUUUCCUAUCCUUGGCAAAGACUUUUACACAGUCCUACACAGUAUCCUUACAGCCAAACUGGAGAGAGAUGGGAUGGAUGGGUAGACUUGGAAGAUGAGUGGAAAACUGGCUGGACCAUCAGAGUGGAGGAAUAAUCUGCUAAGGGGUGGCAUUGGCAGCUGUGGCUGUGGCACUGCUGAGGGCAGGGCUGCUUGGUGACAGGGUGAGCAGCAGCCUCGGACUGAUGGCAGGUGACAGCAGCUGGGAGCCACAGCUGACACCAAGGGGCAUCUCCUGAUGUUCAGCAAAGGCCUGGAGCUGAUGGACAAAUCCUGCACCACCCACACAGGCACCUGCACCAGGGCAGCCUCUUGCAUCCUGCUCCUGCCUGCAGGAGGGUAAAGGAAACACUUUCCCCAGAGAUGACUGGAGGAGAAUAUGAGGCUACAGAAACAACUUGAGCAACAGAAUUUCUUGUUGGAUGUGAAAAACAAUCAUUGUGAGAGGGAAAUGGAACUGGAAGAGGUUGCUCAGACAGCCUGUGGAAUGCCCAUCCUUGGAGAUGUGCAGAACUUGGCUGACAAGGGAGGAGGGCUCUGACCUUCCAUGGUGUCACAGCUUUGGAGUUAGCCCUGCUGAGCUGGGGAUUGGAUUCUCCCCUGAGCUUCCUCAUGACUUGAAUAUUCAGGUGAUUCAGUACCCAGUGCAAUGGGGGGAAAUGGCUUAACUAUUAAACAUAGGCUUGAGUAAUAUAUAAAUUGGUUUAUAUUUAACUAUUUUUUAAAAUUAUAGCUAUUUUGAUCAGUUAGUACCAAGGAUGCAGAUAAUGCAGGCAUCUAAGCCACUUAUUUAAUUUUCUUCUUGCAACCAGAUGCUCUCCCAAUGAUGCCUUGUGAAGGCUGACCUAGAAUAGAGGCUAGACAGUGUUAAAGGAAUAAAGUAGGUAUUUAUUAAAAGGUGUAAUGCACCUUGGGUAGUACAAGAACCCAGCUAGGGCUACCCCCAAAAUGAACCCAAAAUGGUCACAAAAUGCAUGACCAGUCAUGGGGUCUCUCACUUUUAUAAGUUCUGGUCCAUUUGCACACUGGAGUUAAUUGUCCAAUUAUAGCUUUAGCCUAAGUCCCAUCCUUCUUGUUUUUCUCUCUUCAGUCAUUGUUUAUCAGGCUCUUGGGCCUGAAAUUUGGACAACCUUUGCACAACCUCCUCCCCAGUUGGUUGCUGAGCAUGAUUCCAGAUGGUGUGAGACAUCCCUUUGGUCACCUGGGGUCCCCUGUCCCAGCUGUGUCCCCUCCACACUCCUGGUGCACUCCCAGCCUCCUUAGGGCUGGGGUGAGAAGCAGAGAGGCCAUGAUGCUGUGUAAGCCCUGCUCAGCAAUAGCUGAAACAUCCCUGUGUUAUCAGCACAAAUCUGAAAUACAGCCCUAUACCAGCUACUGUGAAGGAAUUUAUCUCAGCCAGAACCACAGCUCUUGAUGCUUUAGUUUUGUCUGGUUUAGGAGAUUUAAUGGGAAUCUCCAGAACCAAUUCAGUCACAGACCAAAGUUGCAUCCUCCAGGUUAGACCUGGAGACCUGGGCAUGAAGCUCUUGGCUAUGUACAGUUAAGUGAAGUGAUUCUCAGGUGGGCCUGUGCCAAUGGCUAUGGAGUCUCCAAUGUUGCUGAGGGGCACUGACACUGAAGUUAACCAAUCUGGCCAAAUUAAGACAGGCUCUUCAUUCUUGAUUAAGAUUUGUGCAAAGCUGUACCUCACAUCUGUCUAAACAAGCAUCUACUCUGCUCGUUUUCUGUCCAUGGGAAGAGACUGUAAGGUUUUUUCAAUAUCUGCUGUCAGUCCAAACAUCAGAUCCAUCCAUGCUUGACCUUGGUACAUAAAACUUCCCUACUGGAUAAAAGCUGUUUUAGCUAGAAUGUUGAUAUUUAAAAGCAGUGCAGUUCUUAAUAAACAACUGGCAAGCUUUGCAACAGGAUAGUCAGUGUGUGCAUGGAUUCAUGAGUUCCAGAUGUACCUCAUCCACACCAGUGGCCUGACCAAAGGAACUAAUGCUGCCCCAGCAGGUAACUGCAAAUCUGCCAACUGUUUAUCUAUCAACAUCUUUAUAAAAACUGUGUUCUUUGGCCUUCAUUCUUCUGCAUCUGUUAACAGGCAGGUGUUCCGGUAAUGACCUUUUAAAUCUUCUGAUUAUACAAAUUACUUAAUGAAUAUGUAAAUAAGUUUCUUUUUUCUGCUUCUCAGUCUCUCAGUGUUUGCUCAUAUCAUUAGAUUAGAAAAGAAUCCAAAUUUACUGCCUUGUUUUUCCUUAGUGUAUAAUUUUGUUUUAUUCAUGGAAUUCAUGGUACAGAUGCAAUAACCCUGUCAGCUAGGUAGGAAAUAAAGGUCAUUCCAUCAACAUCAGAAAUAUGUGGAUUUCCUUUGAAGAACUCAGAGGUGAUACUGCUAGGAAAGGUAAAGUAUUUAAAGAUAAACCUUUAUUUUCCUGGUGGCUGAUACUCAAGUGGUUCUUUGGAGGGUUGAAAUAAUUUUCUGUUAGUCCUGUAGCUGGUGAACAUAUUUCAGCUCAAUUUCUUGUCCGGCUCUACUAAACUGCCAUGAAGAAACAUUGGCUUUCUGCAACACAAAUAAUGGUGUUGGCAUUCCUCGAGUCAAGGUCUGUCAGGGCUUUCUCCUUAGGCCUUUGUGGCAAAUUGCACCAGAAUAUCAGAGGGGUUCUGAGUUUCUCUUGCUGUUCUCAUUGCAAACUUUAUUCGUGCAAAAAUUUAAAUCUACAUUUUCCUUCUUUUUGGAAGAGACAAAUAAAUAGAACAUUUCUCAAGCUGUUAUCUUUUGUAAACCUGUACAACAAAUUUGUUUCAUCUUAUUAAUCAAAAGUGCUGUUGGGGAAGAGGUGGUGUUUUUAGGUGUGUUUGAAAACUUCCCUUAAUCUUGAGACAGAGACCCUUUGAGAUCUGUUCAGCUUUUUGAAGAAGUUGAACCUGACUUUGAUUAAUAAAAUUUCUUGAAAAAUGAGCAAGACAACACCAGUCUAUGACAGUCUUUUGAGCAACGGCACUGGCAGGUGAUGAAGAGCUGCCUGCAGAAGAAAUGUUCUGGACACAUUUGUACCUGUGAGUGCUGUGUCCAGAGCUCUUCCCUUUGUGCAUAUGCAUUCAGGAUCAAUUGGACUGAAGAAAGCAAUAACCUAAAACUACUUUCAGUAAUCAACAUUGUUUGUAAGGACUUGGGCCCUUUUUGUAAUGACAAUGUUCAUUUGCUUUGUUGUCUGGAAGGGAAACAAAGCCCUACAUCUGCCAGCUAUCACAGCUUCAACUUGUGAGCUAGGAAAAGCCAGGAUAAAUUCUCAAGCUUCUUCCUUAGCAAAUAAAUGCCUUCAGGUAUGGAUCCAGCACACAAACCUUCAGAAUAGCCAAGGAAGAUAAAAAAAAUCCACCUUGGGCCUGUUGUUUACUCCAUGAGAGCUGAAACUCACUUUAUAUUUAAACUCCCAUGUGCUGCUCUCAAGUGUUCUGAGAUCUUUCGACUUUCAGAAGGAAAUUGGACUAAUUUUGACAAAACCUUUCACCUUACCUGAAGGAUGCUAAGUGAAGGACACUGUGAUGACUGUGAUGUGAAACCAUGACACACAGCAGUGAGCUUCCCAUAUUCUUUGCUGAUCUGCUCCAGUCUGUUGCAGACCAAGACCUUGGCAGAGCCCAGCUGUGCCUGUGCCAGCAGCCCCUGUUGUGGCCACUGCCUGUGUCUGAGAGAAGAGCUUGGCUUAGAGCAGGCACCUGGACAAGCAGCUGGCCAAGGGCAGCUUUCAGGAGCAGCUGCAGAAUUUUCCACAGGAGGCCAGCAGUUCUUCAGGUUCAUUAAACCCUUGCAAAUAGGCACAGACCUUACCUAAAGUGCUCUGGAUAACAAUUCUUGGUGCUGGUCUCUGUGUGGCUGCUUGUCUGAGCACGGCCUGAGGCACAGCCCCAGGCUUCCAGCAGUGCUGUAGCUUUGGCUUUCAUUUACUCAGCAAUCACUGGGGGUUUUCACUUGGUUAGGGUGUUCAGCAUAGAUGUGUUCUGGGUCUUAUCUAAUCAGAGUCCUUUGUCUCUCCAGUUCCCCAUCAUGGUUCUAGCAAAGUUGCAAAAAUUAUAUGCUGUGGCACUGAGGAAAUUUCAUUCUCUGUUGUAUCUGUCACCACUGUUUGAAAACAGUGGGCAGUAGGAGUUCUGUUACUUUUAUUUUGUUACUGCUCAUGACUCUAGUAAGCAGAAGCUGU